AGACUCGUUGUGGGGCACUACGUUGGAUCUCCUCUGUGAUUUCUUCGAGUUUUUGAGAAUCUAAGGAUAUUUUAUGGAUUACAGAAUGAUAUCGAAAUACCCCAACAAUUCAAACUGGAUUUUAUGGAUGGGCUUCUUCCUUAUCUGUCUGCGAUACUGUCAUGGGGAUUUGAGUUAUUCUAUUCCAGAGGAGAUGAAACGAGGAGCUGUGAUAGGUAAUAUAGCGAAAGAUGUCGGACUCGAUGCAAGAACCCUGUCAGUACGAAAAGCUAGGAUAGAUUUUGAAGGUAAUCGAAAGUCUUUAUGUGAAAUUAAUUUUCAGACAGGCGAUCUAGUAAUCACUGAGAGGAUAGACCGCGAGACGCUUUGUGGCUCAAGAGCAUCGUGUUCUGUAAAAUACGAGUUAGUUUUGGAAAACCCUUUGGAAUUGCAUCGGAUUACUGUGCAGGUUCAAGAUGUGAAUGAUAACUCACCUCGUUUCACGAAAGACGAAAUUAAUUUUGAGAUAGGCGAAUCCGCUGAUAGAGGGACUCGAUUCCCUUUAGAUGAAGCACACGACUCGGAUAUAGGAAUAAACGGAAUCCAAGGCUAUUCUGUGGAAAAGAACGACUAUUUCAUUUUAGCUGUACAUUCUAAUUCAGAUGGGGGAAAAUAUAGCGAACUGGUUUUAGAUAAAGAGCUCGAUCGGGAACGUCAGCGAGAGGUGACGUUGCUACUUACUGCUACUGACGGGGGAGCUCCGCAGAGAUCUGGUACUGCAACCAUACACGUCAGUGUACUGGAUGCUAACGACAAUUUGCCAGUUUUUAAUCAGGCAGUCUAUCAAGUUACUUUACCCGAAAACUCUCCACCGGGCACCGUUGUGGUUACUGUAACUGCUAUAGAUGCAGAUGAAGGUGCAAAUGGUGAGGUAACGUAUGACUUUAGUCGCAUAUCCGAUGAAGCAGCCAGACUUUUCUCCAUCGAUAAAGUCAGUGGAGAGAUUAAAGUCAUAGGACCAAUAGACUUCGAGGAGGAAAGUAAUUAUGAACUCCGUGUUCAGGCAAAGGACGGAGCUGGAUUGGCCUCCAAUGCUAAAGUUGUUAUAGACAUUACUGAUGUUAACGAUAACGCACCUGUUAUAUUAAUCAAGUCUCUCAAUGAGCACAUUCCAGAAAAUACACCACCGGGUACCGAAGUAGGCUUACUCAAUGUACAGGACAAAGACUCUGAUGGAAACAGACAAGUUAGGUGCACUAUCCAGGGAAAUGCUCCUUUCAAAUUAAUUCAAACAAUAAAAAAAUAUUUUUCACUGGUUACAAUGGCUGAGUUAGAUCGUGAGCUUAUAGAUGAUUACAAUAUUACAAUUACAGCGACAGAUGAAGGCAAUCCACCAAUGACAUCUUCAAAGAUCAUCCAUCUCUCUGUGUCCGAUGUGAAUGAUAACCCUCCUGUAUUUGCAGAGCAGUCCUACAGCGCAUAUGUGACUGAGAAUAACAAGCCUGGCUCCUCUGUCUGUUCUGUUACUGCGAGUGACCCAGACUGGAGACAGAAUGGCACAGUGUUCUACUCUCUGUUUCCCAGUGAGGUCAAUGGUGUUCCGGUCUCCUCAUAUGUAUCCAUUAAUGGAGACACAGGGGUGAUCCAUGCUGUGAGGGCCUUUGACUAUGAGCAGUUCAGAAGCUUCAAAGUUCAGGUUGUAGCCAGAGACAAUGGUUCUCCUCCACUCAGCAGCAACGUGACUGUGAGUGUGUUCAUAACAGAUGAGAAUGAUAACUCUCCUCAGAUAUUAUACCCUACUCCAGAAGGACUGAGGACCAACUCCUUCAUGACUGAGAUGGUUCCUAAAGCUGCUCUUUCUGGCUCGCUGGUCUCCAAAGUGAUCGCUGUUGAUGCUGACUCUGGACAGAAUGCGUGGCUAAAUCAGAUCGUGAAGUCCACUGAUCCGGGACUUUUCACUAUUGGUCUCCACAGUGGAGAGAUCAGGGCUCAGAGGGACAUUUCUGAAUCUGACAGCAUGAAGCAGAACCUUGUGAUCUCAGUGAAAGAUAACGGACAGCCCUCUCUCUCUACAACCUGUGCCGUAUAUUUACUCAUCUCUGAUAACUUGGCUGAAGUUCCUGAGCUGAAAGACAUGUCUUAUGAGGAGAGCAAUUCUAAACUCACAUCUUAUCUGAUCAUUGCUCUGGUGUCUGUUUCCACAUUUUUCCUCACUUUCAUCAUUCUCAUUGUGGCCAUAAGGAUUUGCCACAGGAGAAAGCCCAGACUGCUGUUUGAUGGAGCAGUAGCCAUUCCCAGUGCAUAUUUACCUCCCAACUAUGCAGAUGUUGAUGGAACUGGAACUCUCCGUAGUGCUUAUAACUAUGACGCCUAUAUGACCACAGGGUCACGUACCAGUGACUUCAAGUUUGUCAGCUCCUACAACGAUAACACUCUGCUGGCUGGCACCACUUUAAAGAAGAGUAAUAAUGACAGUAGUAACAGCCUUGACUUUAUUGAGAAUGGAUCAAAGUUCUCCACUCGAAUUUAA
Molecule: messenger RNA, 2509 nt
Organism: Alosa alosa (allis shad)
Lineage: Eukaryota; Metazoa; Chordata; Actinopteri; Clupeiformes; Clupeidae
Product: protocadherin gamma-A12-like
Biological process (GO): homophilic cell-cell adhesion
Cellular component (GO): plasma membrane
Molecular function (GO): calcium ion binding
Source: RefSeq, a predicted model, not a curated record